CUUCCGGUGACGCCCAAGGCGCGCAGCAGCAAGCUGGAGAUUCUGAUCUCGCGCCCGUGGUGUAGGGUGGUAAAUGGGUCUCGGUUUGGUUAUGGUAUGGUCAUGUCACGUGAUAACCCUAACCUAACCUAUAACUUAACCCAAACUCUUUUUGCUUUUUAGGUUAUAGUAUAGCUAAAAAAAAAGGUUAUAGCUUAGGUAUAGUUUUAAAGAUAUAGGCUAUGCGUAAGUCUAUACUUAAUAUGUCUAGUUAGUUUGUAUUGCUAGUAAGUACUACUAUAAGCUAACUAUAUAACUAUGCUAUAACUUACGCUUAAGCUACUCUAACUAUAACUAUACCUAUUCUUAGAUUGCUAUAACUAUAAGUUAGCUAUAACCCUUUUUUUUAUAGCUAAACCCUAACCAUGACCAUAAUAGCCAUAACCAUAACUAGAUAACCCAGCUAUGGUUAGGUAUAGCCCAUUCGCCAGCCUACCGUGGUGCCACUCACGAAUGCCCUUCAAAUUGACGACGAAGCUGCCGCGGAUGCGCAGCUACCCGGUCAUACCGUUCAGCAUCAAGAUCCCGCACCUAGCCCUGAUCCUGGACCGGCGCCCAAGUUGGACGGCAUUCCGAAAGAAAUGUUUCAUAAAAUUGCGAUUUUACUGGAUAACGAGAGUCUACAAGCGCUUCGCUUGACGAGCAAGACGUUACUCGAUCGCGCUGAUUACCAGUUUUCCAAGCGCUACCUCCAAGAGGUCAGUGUGCUAUUUCAUCCCGAUGACCUCGGUAGACUUGUUCAUCUCAGCCACGAGUCCGGAUUUGCGGGGGUGAUUCAGUCGGUGAUGAUAUGUAUACCUCAUCACAAUAGUCUAGCAACGUGGCAGCUAUUGGUUUUCCAGGAAGACACGUUGUUGGAACUAGGUUCACAACUCUGUCAAGCCUUGGAGAGAUUUACCAAUAUCAAGGUAGUCACGGUCGCCGAUAUCAAUGCGCCUGGAUGGAUAGAGCCACCUCUUUAUCGUAGAAUCCAAGAUCUGGUCGAGAUCAGCACUCGAGCGCAGUACCGGACCAUCUUAUCUCCACUCAACCUACGGAAGAUUCUGAUGGACGCCCUGACAAAUUUCACCAAGAAGAAAGAUGAGCUCGACUUGCAUAUAACUUCCAAUUUCGUAGCUGCGGGAUUCUGUGAGAAAGACUGCGAGUCUACCGCACUAUGGAAUGGCUGGGCACCUUACAUCGAUCGUUUUACCUGGGGAUAUUCGAAUCCUCACGUAUACCAUGCCGCGGACGAGUAUUGGUUCGAGGACCCCCUUCCAAACAUGAAACCCAAGACUCUGGUUGUGAAGGACUUCGGCGUUUUGUGUCCUAUCAUCUGCAGCCCCUUGCCUCGCACCAAUCUACGCAUGGGAAUAGCGCCCCCAGAGAAACUCCUACGUCUGCAGAAACUGGAAUUGUCGUGUGUAUCAGUUCCGCAUGUAUCUCUCAUGGACCUACUCAAUAGGACUGAACUCCAUAUUAUUAAAUUUGUAGGUUUCAAUCUGGAGAGCGAACGCCAACCCAUUUCCACGACUGGGACUGAGUGGGACUUUGAAUCUUGGGUGAAGAUCUGGACUAGAAUGCUCAAGAACGAAGAUUUGCAAUCACUUCACUUCUCAAACAUCAGCCGUGACUGCCGGGAUCUUGAGAACGAUUGGGAUUUGAAGCCCCCACAACUCGCGUCCAGUCACUCAGGUUGGGAAGGCCACAUAUUGGUGAAAGAGAAACUCCAGGGUUUGAUAAAGACUUAUCAACCGGCCCGAUUUCCUGAAUGGCGCCAUCUGUUUUGGGUUGACCUCUGUUUCUGGGAGAAGCAAGCGACGGACAACGAGACGGACACCAGCGGUUGGAUGGAAGACCUUUCAGCGCAGCACAUUUCAACUAAAGGGUAUCGUGAUGCGGUAGAUCCCCGACUCGAUUACUACACGCCAGACGAUGCCAUUCAAGGUUGUCCUGACAUCUUCUGA
This is a messenger RNA of Periconia digitata, 1985 nucleotides long. The record is from the annotation of a GenBank genome assembly. NCBI's taxonomy places the organism in Eukaryota, Fungi, Ascomycota, Dothideomycetes, Pleosporales, Periconiaceae.